UCAACCAAUCAAAGGUAUUGUGACAUUUUCAUACCUAUAUACCGGAAAUAAAGACACACCUGGAAGAAAUUGUGGAAGAUAUAUAUAUCGUUAUCAUGUCGAAGUUUUCACAGCAGCAGCUCGAGGAGCUGAAAGAAGCAUUUAUUAUAUUUGACAAAGACAAUGAUAAGAAAGUCAACAUGAAAGAAUUAGCAACUAUUAUGAGGUCCAUUGGCUUUAGUCCUACUCAGGCAGAUUUACAGAACAUUGCUCAGGAAUAUGGAGCUUCCCAUGGUAAUAAAUUGUUUGACUUCAAUGAAACACAGAGUAUUAUUUCAAAACGUGCACCUCCUCCAGAAAAAGAAGACACAAUCAGGGACUGUUUCAGAAUAUUUGACAAGGAUGGAAAUGGUUAUGUCAGUGCUUCAGAACUCAGACAUGUAUUGACAAAUUUGGGAGAACGUCUGACAGAUGAAGAGGUGGAUGAAAUGAUUAGGGAGGCUGAUAUAACUGGUGAUGGACAAGUAAAUUAUGAUGAAUUUGUAAAAAUAUUAACAACUGGAAGAUAACUUAUCUACAAACCUUGACAUUACAUAUUAUAGUGGUUGUGUUCUAUGCAGAUUAGAUACUACACAUUUGACCAAUGGGAUGUAUGCAAAACAUUUUACAGCUGCAUUGUUUCAAUAGGCAUAAAUCUUUAAUGAAUUCCAUUCAGCUUUACAACUGUUUUUAAAAUUAUACACAAUUUUUCUGAGGUGAAAAACAAGAUCUGUAUUUAUUGCAUUGUUUUUAUAUAUAUUUUACUUUAUUAAUCAUUAAAUAUACAAGACAUUUA
Messenger RNA from Mytilus californianus (California mussel), 814 nucleotides. Its product is annotated as calmodulin-like. The record is from RefSeq and is a predicted model, not a curated record. Gene Ontology annotation, molecular function: calcium ion binding. The coding region runs from base 96 to 548 and encodes 150 amino acids. Lineage: Eukaryota; Metazoa; Mollusca; Bivalvia; Mytilida; Mytilidae. Gene Ontology annotation, cellular component: myosin II complex. The transcript is spliced from 5 exons.